This is a messenger RNA of Megalobrama amblycephala (Wuchang bream), 793 nucleotides long. Its product is annotated as E3 ubiquitin ligase TRAF3IP2-like. The transcript has 7 exons. Gene Ontology annotation, biological process: humoral immune response; positive regulation of canonical NF-kappaB signal transduction. Lineage: Eukaryota; Metazoa; Chordata; Actinopteri; Cypriniformes; Xenocyprididae. The record is from RefSeq and is a predicted model, not a curated record. Bases 1 to 660 code for a protein of 219 amino acids.
AUGCCCAUAUGCUGUGAUUCCCCGCGGGUAAUCCCAUAUGUGUUUGUCCACGGCCAGUCCAUAUGUGUUUUCCACACAUUACCUCCCCUCGGGCAGGGUGUGGUCUCCGUAGCUUUCCCCUCCUCGGGGAACGCUUUCCUGGCGUUUUGGUCAUGGCUGAAAAACAUGGGAAUUGAGUUCCAAAGCACUCUUCCCCGUGGGCCCAUCUCUAGACAAGUGGCUGCUGUGAGGCCCCCUCAAGUCACAUCCCAUCAGAGCACAGCCCCUAUAUAUUUGAAGACAGAGUUAGAGAAAUGGACAUCAACAAAUGGAUGGACAGUUUUAUUAAAAAAUAAGUCAGUGCUAAUCAUUGUAGUGAUCAGUCCAAAGUAUAAGAUAGAUGUUGAAGGAGACGGAUCUGAUCAACAUGGACUACACACCAAAUACAUACACACUCAGAUCCAAAAUGAAUUCAUCCUGCAGAGAUGUCUGAACUUCAGAUUGGUACCAGUGUUGUUUCCCAAUGCCAACCAAAGUCAUGUUCCACUGUGGCUGCAGAGUACUCGUCUGUACCGGUGGCCUGAGGAUGCUAAGGACCUGUUACUGCGUUUACUCAGAGAAGAGAAAUACAUUGUCCCUCCGUUGGGCAAAGAGCUGACACUCACUAUCAAACCCCUAUAAGCAUUGAUUAAAUGUGAACAUGCAUUUAGACAUCUCACUUGCAUGAAAACAUUCAUUAUUCUUCAAAAUAAGUAAAAACAGUGAAAUACAAUCUCAGAAUUUUAUGCAAACCUUUAAUAAUUAAAUAUAUUAA